This is a messenger RNA of Trichomycterus rosablanca, 5489 nucleotides long. RefSeq names its product glutamate receptor, ionotropic, delta 2 (Grid2) interacting protein, b (gene grid2ipb). Gene Ontology annotation, molecular function: protein binding. Bases 1 to 4383 code for a protein of 1460 amino acids. The record is from RefSeq and is a predicted model, not a curated record. Lineage: Eukaryota; Metazoa; Chordata; Actinopteri; Siluriformes; Trichomycteridae. The transcript is spliced from 23 exons.
AUGAAGAAAUUCCUGCAGAAUAAGAAAGGGAGGUCCUCCUUACGGCAGAACCAGAAGUCUGGCCCUCGCUAUUCAACUAAAGAUUUCUGUGAACAAGCUUCCCUCCUUCCUUUCUCUGUUACAGUUCUCAGCAUGCCAACAUCUAACCAGGGCUGGCCAGAGGAGUUUGGCUUCCAGCUCGGUGGCACUGGGCCCAGCUAUAUCCUUACAGUGGAGGAGGGUAGCAGUGCUCACUUGUCUGGCCUGCAGCCUGGAGACCAGGUGCUGGAGAUUGAAGGACAGGAUGUGUCCAGUCUGGGAGCUCAGGCUGUCACCGCCUUGGCACAGGCACAAAAGAACAUCCCACCCAGCAUUGGCGUAGUCUGCAGAAUUCAACAGAUGGACAUCACCCCAGGACCUGAUGGUCGUUUUGGCUUUACUAUUGUGGGUGACUGCCCCCUUUUGGUGGACGACUGUUCUCCCUGUUCCCCUGCCGGACGCAGUGGUCUGAGGGCUGGGGACUAUGUUAUGGAAGUGAAUGGGAUCCCUGUGAAGCACCAUGAGAUGGCUGCUGCCCUCAUAAAGUCAUCACAGGGUCGCACACUGAGGCUCGGAGUGCUCUGCAUGGGCAGUCGUCAUAAGCGCAGCAGCAGUUUGGAUGAAUGGCAGAAAUGCAACGAAGGAGGAAUGCGGCUGGACCGCAAGCACAAGGCCCUGGAGUUCAACAAAAGGAUUGAGGAGGUUUUGGGGAAUGAACCUGAGGUAAAAGACAAGCUGUUUGCCGUGUUGAAGCAGUUUGCUGCGGAGAGAAAUGUGGACUGGCUGGCUUCUGUUCUUCCUGACAUCUUGACCACUGAGGAGCAGCAUCAGCUCAUUUCUAGUAUCAGGAUCUUCAUCCCUAAGAAGCACCGGCAGCGCUUCGAUGAAACCGUCUCCCAGAGUCUCCUCAACCGAGUGUGUCGCAGUAAGAGUGUGAGCGAGCCCGGUCAGAGCAGACGACUGCGUCGCAGCCGCAGCCAGGAGCACCACGAACGACCACACAUCUCCAAAAGGGCCAGCUCCGUCCCCAGGGAACCUGCAGAGGACCAUGAGAAAACACACAAGAGGAGUACGGCUGGCAUCCCUAGCGUUCCUCCCACCGGACCAAACCAAAGAACAAUCCGUGUAUUCAGAGGGAAGAAGACCUUUGGAUUCACUCUGAGAGGUCAUGCGCCCGUCUGGAUCGACUCUGUCAUCCCAGACAGCCCUGCAGAGGAGUGUGGUCUUAAACCAGGAGAUCGUGUUCUCUUUCUAAAUGGACUGGAUAUGAGGAGCUGCUCCCACGACAAGGUGGUUUCCAUGCUGCAGGGCAGUGGCGCCAACCCCACUCUGGUGGUGGAGGAGGGUCCAGUGCUGUAUUCUUCUUCAGACUCAGAACCUGAGGAGACUCCAUCCGUCCCCUGCUCUCGCUCACCUGCCCUCAGUUCUCUGCAGUGGGUAGCAGAGAUCUUGCCUCCCAGCAUCCGGGUGCAUGGACGCACCUUCAGCCAGCAGCUCGAGCAUUUACUCACAGUGCAGGAGAGAUACACCAUCUGUAAAGCUCUGGAGACCUUCUUCCAGCACAGGAAUGUGGAUACGCUCAUUGUGGAUGUGUUUCCUGUGCUGGACACUCCUGCCAAGCAGCUGAUCUGGCAGUUCAUCUAUCAGCUUCUGACCUGUGAGGAACAGGAGCGGUGUAAAAGCAAGAUCUCACGCUUCCUGGGCUUUAAAGGAACAGCAGAGGCUGAGUUGGGUACAGAAAAUCACAGACGGAGCAGCUCUGUGAGGGUGACAAGAACAUCCCACCGUAACAGCAUGAGAGAAAGAAGCUCAGACGACUGUAUCAUUGGCACUCAUCUAGGCAUGGGGACUUUCACUGAGCCCACAACCCCAGGAGAAAGACAAUGUGGGGAUGGGACCUCCUUUCCUGAGUCCCCUGAUAUAAACCAUAUGACAGGAGUGUACACAGAGCUGGAGAAUGCUUAUACGCCGAAGAACAACAUCAAGCCUCUGCAGAGUCACUGCUCACCUGGGAAUGAGGGCAUGGGCAAUCCCGAGAGCCAUGCCCUCACUCUCUCCUACACACAUGCCAAAAAAGGAAACCGUAAGUCUGGCCUGUCCCUGUCAUGGAAGGAGCCCUGCACUAGUCCUCAGUAUGACCACUAUCAACAGGCUGUCCCUUCUCCAGGAAGCAUGGACUCAAACCCCUAUGUCAGUCUGGACAGCCCACCUGCCUCCCCUGAGCACUCAGAGGAGGUACCCAGCCCCCGUCGCAGGAAACUUUUCACCUUCUCCAGACCCCCUCGCAGCCAGGACACAGACAAGUUCCUGGAUGCUCUGAGCGAACAACUUGGCCAUCGUGUCACCAUUGUGGACAAUUUUCUGGGAGGAGAGAAUGACUAUGAGGAGAUGAGUUACCAGGAUGAACGGGAGAACAUGUUGUCCCGUCAGCCGAGCAGUGCCAGCAGUGAGGAUCACAGCGAAGACACAAGCUCGUUGUCUUACUCCUCCGAAUCUGAACAUAUUCCGCCCCCUCCACAAAGCCCACCACCCCCUCCUCCUCCAAUUCAGUUCACUGAUGGGCCCUCACCUGUUUGCCUCACACCACAGCACCUACCCCAACCCCCUCCGGCUUUCCAGAACCACCCCAUCAUACCCCCUCCACCACCCCCUCCUCGGUUCAUUCUUGCCAGCCGGCCCUCCUUGCACCGGGUGCUGCCUACACACCAUGACGCAAGGUUCCGUCACCCUCAGCACCCAAAUCUCUCUGCUCAGUCCAGUCUCCCGACCAGCACACAGCUCAGCACACAGCCUUACCAAUCCAAAGUCCAUCCAAUCCUGCAUUCAUCCUCUCACAUCUCUCCACAGCCUGUACACGCAUCCCAACAGCCUCAUACAUCACCUCAUCCACCCCUGAGGCACCGUGCCCAGACCAUCUACCAGAGCCAGCAAAACUCGGCCAUGCUGCCCAAUGCUCAGAAAUCCUCACCUACCCAUAAAACCUAUGAGCCUACACAUAAGGCCUAUGAGUCUACCCAUAAGUCCUAUGAGUCUACCCAUAAGUCCUAUGAGUCUACCCAUAAGUCCUUUGAGUCUGCCCAUAAGACAUAUGAGGGUACUCUUUCAAAGGCACCACCCCCACCACCACCUCCACUACCCCCACCCUGUGAACCCCCACCUUUGCCAAAACCCAGCCCUCAAGCUUCAGAUACCAACCACAUGAGUGUCAAAAGGCUCCGCUGGGAACAGGUGGAGAAUUCAGAGGGCACCAUCUGGGGUCAGCUUGGCGAGGACCCUGAUUAUGGCAAAUUGACUGACAUGGUGAAAUACCUCAAUCUGGAGCAGCACUUUGGCACACAUACUGGUUCCAUUUCCCUUCCAGAACCCACCAUUCUACCUGAGAGCUUUAAAAAGAAAGAUGUGGUCGAGAUUCUGUCUCAUAAAAAGGCCUACAAUGCUUCGAUUCUCAUCGCCCACCUGAAGCUGUCCCCAAAAGAAUUACGACAGGUUCUCAUGACCAUGAGCACUGAACGUCUCGAGCCCUCACAUAUCAAGCAGCUGCUGCUGUAUGCACCAGACGAUGAAGAAGUCAAACAGUUUCAGGAGUUCAACCAGGACCCUGCCAAGCUCAGUGAACCUGACAAGUUUGUCCUCCAGAUGUUGCUAGUGCCUGAGUAUAAAACCAGAUUGCGGAGCCUUCUGUUUAAGACCACUCUGCAGGAAAAAACAGAGGAAAUGCGCAUUGGUUAUGAAUGUAUCUGCAAAGCUUCUCUAGAACUAAAAAGCAGCAAGAAACUGGCAAAGAUCUUGGAGUUUGUUUUAGCAAUGGGGAAUUAUCUUAAUAACGGCCAGCCUGGGACAAAUAAACCUAUAGGCUUUAAAAUCAACUUCCUUACUGAGCUCAGUACAACAAAGACAGUUGAUGGGAAGUCAACCUUCCUCCAUAUUUUGGCUAAAUCACUAUGCCAACACUUUCCAGAACUUCUCAACUUUGCAGGAGAGCUUAUAACUGUUCCACUCGCUGCAAAAGUGAAUCAGAGAACCAUUACAUCAGACCUUAGUGAUCUUCACUCAACCAUCCAGGAGAUCAGAACUGCUUGUUUGAAGAUCCCAGCCACAACAGAAGAUCGCUUUGCAACAGUCAUGAGUAGCUUCUUGGAGAAUUCACAUCCAGCUGUGCAGUCUCUGGACUCUCUGCAGCAGAAAGCAAUGGUUGAGUUUGCCAAGGUUGUCAUGUACUUUGGAGAAGACAGCAAGGCCACGAGCACUGAAGCCUUCUUUGGCAUAUUUGCAGAGUUUAUCUCCAAGUUUGGGAGAGCACUAAAUGAGACACGGGCCUCUGAAAACCCCAGGAGCCCACGCAUUGCUUCACCCCUAGUCUGGUGAGAACAUGCCUUGGAAAUGCUGCUUCUACAAACUACGGGCAUUCAUGUGCCAAGAGCUUAACAGAACUAACGGCUGCCCAGGGAAGCAUAUAUUAUGACCUAUAUAUUUAAUAUAGUUAUCAUCAACAUGAAUUAUUUAUAUUUUAUACAAAUCUAAUAUGAAAAAGCAUAUGAAUAUUAUUAAAUGAUGUUUCCUUUGACAAAAUAAAGUAGGUAAAAUGUAAGCACUUUACGAUUCAACCUCAGCUGACGAUAUUAUGGACAGCUGGUCUUAUUUAUUUCCAUUUACAGCAUAAUAGUGACCAAACCACCCACCAGUCUCAUGCAGCAAUGUGUAAUGACGGCUGUAAUAAUGAUAAUCAGCAGUGUGUCAGAUGCACUGUAAUAUAUAAACAUUUGAAAGAUGUGAUUAAUUUUGCUCAGCACAAACGUUGUCACUGUCAAAUUUCAGAGAUCAGACACUGCCACACUGAUGGGUGUAUGUGUGGUUCAGCUGAGCAGUAAGGAUGUGCAUGAGAAACUGUACAGUAUUACAGUAAUUGUUGUAAAACUGGAUGUUAUCCAUCAAUGUCAUCUUGGAAUAGACUGUAACUGGAAUAGAAAAGCAAUGCAGGCUCUAUGAAGUGGCCCAGUGUUUACAUCCUGUUUGUUUUUUAUGUUUUACAGGGUAAAUUAUUAUGCAGCUUGGCUGACUAAAUGUCAACCCUUUAUUGAUUGUUUGAUAUUUUUCUUUCUGCCUGAUGCCUCAUGUUUCUUAGUUUCCUAGUAGCUUACUUUUUAAAUCCAAAUGCAUGGAUUGUACUUACUGCCUAGCCCUGUGUCAAAAACCAUUCAUGAUAAAUGUUGGUCACUUUUGUGAGCCAGUGACCCUUUUGUGAGAUGAAUAUCUACAAUUUGCAUGUAGCAUUGUGUUUAUAAUAAUAUUUUUUUUAUGUAGGCCUGUUUUGUCUUUAUUUUACUUGAUGAUCGCGCUGCAUAAUUAAAAAUUAUUUGUGAGUAGGGUAGUAAUUACCUGUGCCGUUCUGUUUUAGCUUUAAUUAAUGUGGGCCUCAUAUUGCUGCAUUUUUCUCUAAUUUAUAUUGUGUGAAUAAAUGGAGCUUCUGACAA